Molecule: messenger RNA, 2248 nt
Organism: Nasonia vitripennis (jewel wasp)
Lineage: Eukaryota; Metazoa; Arthropoda; Insecta; Hymenoptera; Pteromalidae
Exons: 7
Coding region: 787-1443 (218 amino acids)
Source: RefSeq, a predicted model, not a curated record
GACUGGACACUCUUCUCUUGAACAAUCACUUUAUUCUCUCCUCUCUCGCUCCAGCUCAACCGACUCGUACCGUGGUCUGCGGAACUCUGCUCGGCGUCGGCGCUCGCUCGCAGCAUGGCUGCUCUCUCUCUCUCUCUCUCUCUCUCUCUCUCUCUCUCUCUCUCUCUGCAGUCAGGAGGUGCUGCCACCUAACGUGGGGCACCUACAUUUAUAUACAUAUUGUUUGUUUACUCUACAUAUAUUAUUCAUGUUCAAAUUAGCGUACUGUAGAAAUUUUUCUCGCUCUUUAGAUCAGAUGCGAUUAAAAUAAAAUUUUACGCACAAGUUAACAGCAUUUUAUAUAAAACAAUGGGCAACUUAAAAUUUGCUAAAAUAAGAUAUCAAGGCGUAUCUAAAGAUAUAGUAACUGUGCCAAUAACAUUUAACAAGGAAAGUGCAAAUGAAUGCAAUCAUAGCCACAAAAUCGUAAUGAUUUUGACCGAUCAAAGGAAUAUUACUGUAGAAGACCUUGUCGAAAAGAUUGUGAUGAAAAGCAUAUUCAUGAUGAAUAUGUUAAAUGCAUAGUACUGUUCUUGGGAGAAUCAACUAAAGCCAUUGAAGAACAGUCUCAAGUAAAAAGACAAAGAAUACCUAACAUCAAGGCUGAUUUAGGUUAUUUAGAUCAGCGUAAGACUUCCAAUAUAAGUGAUAAAAAAACUAAAUUUGUCGCAAAAUGCUGCUAAUAAACGAUCAAGAAGAGUUUUAGAAGAAUUUUUAGAUCAAGACAACUUUCUUUCGGAUAAUCCAAUGCAUCAGAAUCAGAUAUGCCAAAGAAUUAGAGGUAAUAACCAGGAAGCACUUAAUGAUGAUGUGCUAAGAGGAAACAACGUUAAUGAUGUGCAGCUUGGAGAAAGCAAUGAUAAUGAUGUGCAGCUUGGAGAAAACAACAAUAAUGAUGUGCAGCUUGACGAACACGAAAAUCUUCAAAAUGAUAGAAGAGAAGAGAUGCCAAGAUUAGUAGUCAAAAAGGGUUAUUUGAAGCCCUUAAUUUGUGCAUCUAUAAAUUAUUAUAGAUUACAGAAUGCUGCAGGAUACGAAGAUAGGCAAAGAAGAUUUAGGACGUUAGAAAAUGAGCGCAUCGAUUUAGGAGAAGGUAUCUCAACUACGUAUGCUAAUUAUCAGCUGCUUUUAACAGGGACUCUCUCAACGGUUGCUAGAGACUUAGCUAUUAUGAUAUGGUCACCAAAUUUACUAGCUAUAAGAAAUCUUACUGAUUUUGAAUUGCCCUUAAUAAGACUUUAUAUAAGCAUUUAUCAUGAUUUAAUUGAGAGAAGAAAAAAUAUAUCAAUAGAAGAUCGGGCUAAAUAUCUAAUGCAAGUUAUUAAUCGCCUUAGAUAUAAAGUAAGAGACCUCAAAACUACCCAAAAAAAAGAGCCAGAAAAAACACAGCACGAAAAUCUCUAGCUUAAUAAUCUCAAAACAGAUUUUUUUUAUUUUAUUUGUUUUUUAGAAUAAAUUCAGUAUUUUGUUUAAAUUUUUAUGUUACGCACAGUAUUCGUGCACUACUUUGUGACUAGUGAUUUUACGAAUAUCAUUUUUACAGUUAUAACUUUGAAAAAAGCUUUGAUGCUUUUAAAUGUUAACACUAACAUAAUUAUAAUUGUUCAAUCAAAAGAAAAAAUGCCAAAUAGUUUGAGAAAAAAGUUAGUUUAUUGUUAUAGAAAACGAUUAAUAAGUAUUAAUAACAAUAAUAAGACUGUAAAAUAUUUUUAAUAUUUAAGUAGGAAAAAAAAAAUAUUGUAGGUUCGAAACAUAAGGUUAAGCGUUGAUAAAUAAUCGUCAUAGAAGGCUUGUGUUAGUUUAAAAACUAAUUAUUCCAAAAUAAUUUUGCCAAAAUAGAGAUACUUUAUUCCCGCAAAUGCAGAAAAAAAAUACGAGGGAAUAAAAAACUACUUUAGUCACGCUUUUCAAAUAAUAAAUUGGCUAUUAUAGUUAAGCCGUAAAUAAAACUAUUUCAACCCUUCUGCCUCUCACUCUCACACUUGAAGUAAGGGAUGGUAACGGAAAACCAUAAACAAAGUUGGGGCUGUUCACAAAGUCAUUGCCAUAAUCGUCUUCAGCAUCCACGAAAACCCUUGAAGCAUUUUUUCGGCGAUUCUCCAUGUUUUCACCCUCCAAGCCCCCAAAAUCACCCCUAAAGUGAGGAUGGGAUGGUCAUAGUGGUGGCUGUUAAUAAAAUCAUUGCCAUAAUCGUAUUCAGCAUCCACGA